Physeter macrocephalus (sperm whale) is the source of this 870-nucleotide messenger RNA. RefSeq names its product olfactory receptor family 8 subfamily A member 1 (gene OR8A1). Gene Ontology annotation, biological process: sensory perception of smell; G protein-coupled receptor signaling pathway. Gene Ontology annotation, molecular function: G protein-coupled receptor activity; odorant binding; olfactory receptor activity. The record is from RefSeq and is a predicted model, not a curated record. The coding region runs from base 7 to 849 and encodes 280 amino acids. The transcript has a single exon. NCBI's taxonomy places the organism in Eukaryota, Metazoa, Chordata, Mammalia, Artiodactyla, Physeteridae. Gene Ontology annotation, cellular component: membrane.
AGGAGAAUGGCCGGAGAAAAUCACUCUACAGUGACAGAGUUCAUUCUUGGGGGUUUAACAAAUUGGCCAGAGCUCCAGCUCCCCCUCUUCCUUGGGAUCUACUUGGUUACCAUGAUAGGGAACCUGGGUGUGAUAACACUGAUUUGCCUGAAUCCUCAGCUUCACACCCCCAUGUACUAUUUCCUCAGCAACCUGUCUCUUGUGGAUCUCUGCUACUCCUCCAUCAUUACCCCUAAGAUGCUGGUGAACUUUGUGACAGAGAAGAACGUCAUCUCCUAUUCAGGGUGCAUGUCCCAGCUCUACUUCUUCGUUGCGUUUGUCAUUGCUGAGUGUUACACGGUGACAGUGAUGGCCUAUGACCGCUGUGUCGCCAUCUGCAGACCUUUGCUUUACAACAUCAUCAUGACUUAUCAAGUCUGCUUCCUGCUGGUGGCUGGGGUCUCUGCCAUGGGGCUCAUGGGCUCAACCAUAGAGACUGGCCUCAUGUUGAAACUGCCCUACUGUGAGCUCCUCAUCAUUCAUUGCUUCUGUGACAUUAUCGCCCUCAUGAAGCUCUCCUGUUCUAGCACCUAUCAUAUUGAGAUGACAGUCUUCUUUUUGGCUGGAUUCAACAUUGUACUUAACGGACUAACAAUCUUUGUUUCCUAUACCUUCAUCCUAUCCAGCAUCCUCCACGUCAGCACCACAGGGGGAAGGUCCAAAGCCGUCAGCACCUGCAGCUCCCACCUUGCCGCAGUGGGGAAGUUCAAUGGAACGACCGCAUUCAUGUACUUGAAACGCUCCACAGCCAGUUCCCCGGCCCAGGGGAAAGUGGCCUCCAUGUUCUACACCACAGUGAUCCCAUGCUGAACCCCCUAAUCUGCAGCUUGA